AUGCUCCCCGUUGCUCUCUCCGUUCUUGGCCUGGCCGCUGCCGUCAACGCCCACGGCCACGUCGCUACUGUCGUCGCCGGCGGCAAGGAAUACACCGGUGGUCUCCCCUGGAGCGCUCCUGCUGAUGCUGUCGGCUGGGCCGCUUCCAACCAGGACAACGGCUUUGUUGCCCCCGACGCCUUCUCCAGCGCCGACAUCAUCUGCCACAAGUCUGCCACCCCCGUCUCCGGCUAUGCUACCGUUGCCGCUGGCUCAAGCAUUUCACUGGUCUGGAACACCUGGCCAGAGAGCCACCACGGCCCCGUCAUCGACUACAUCGCCCCCGUCUCUGGCGACUUUGCCUCCGUCCAGAAGGCCUCCCUUCAGUGGGUGAAGAUCUCCGAGAAGGGUCUCGUCUCUGGCUCCAACCCGGGCACCUGGGCCUCUGACGAGCUCAUCGCCAACGGCAACACCUGGACCGUCACUAUCCCCUCCAAGCUCGCCCCUGGCAAGUACGUCCUGCGCCACGAGAUCAUUGCUCUCCACUCCGCCGGCCAGUCCAACGGCGCCCAGGCCUACCCCCAGUGCAUCAACAUCGAAGUCACCGGCAGCGGUUCGUCCUCUCCAUCCGGCGGUGCUGCCUUCACCAGCUUCUACAAGGCUACCGACCCCGGUAUCCUGUUCAACCUCUACGAGUCCUUCACCUCGUACGACAUCCCCGGACCCAACGUCUGGGCUUAA
Molecule: messenger RNA, 720 nt
Organism: Clonostachys rhizophaga
Lineage: Eukaryota; Fungi; Ascomycota; Sordariomycetes; Hypocreales; Bionectriaceae
Source: the annotation of a GenBank genome assembly